AAACUAUGAACAGUGAAUUCUAAUUCAUUAUUAAAACCAAUGGACAAAUUGUGAAAUUGCUAAAGAGUUUGGUGUUCACGGUGUGUUGCGGGAGGAUGGGGGGUCGAGACGGGAGGACACUUCGCUGUGAUAGGCUCUUAUUAUUCUCCGAUAGCUUUGGGACUGUUAAGGUGUUCGCGGUUGAAUAUACAAUUUUUCGCGAUUGAGUUAUCAAUCUAGUCAAGCUAUUCUAGACAUUUAGUUCGUUUAGUGGUGGUUGUGGGGGAAAAUAAUAAAAAUAGUAAAUUACGCCUAUUGGGAGUAAAAAUAUUUUGUGAUGAAUGUGAGGUUAUAAUCACAUCAUUAGAAAAUACUUUUACUGCUGUGGGCAGACGACCUUUUGUGCCUCUAGGAUUGAAAGUGUGAUAAUCUCACUUCGUUCACCCCUAGAGUCGUAAAAGUCAUAAAGUCAUACUUUUGUGUUAAUUCUUUAGUGAACUGGUUGUCUCGUUUUUUUUUAUGGGGGGAUUUUUUGAUGAUCUAGUGUUUUUUAGUGAGUUUUUAGUGGAUUGUGUGUGCAGUGUUGUGAUUUGUGGUGUGUGCAUUCGUUUUGGACUGACAGACAUUGGUUGAUAGUGCGAAUAUCAUGUCGUGUUGUCAGAGGUGGUACGUCAUCGUUGAAACCAAAAUAAUCUCCAAGAGGUGCCUGAAGACUAGUCCCCGCAGUGGAAGCACGUAAAUCGUGAAUCGCCGCCAGCGAAGUGGCUAGAGAUCAACUUGUAAAUACUGUUUAUCCAUUGGUCUCUCCGUCGUGUUGUGGUUUCGGACUUUGAGGUCAAUUCUCAUGAUCGAUGCGGGCAUCUGAGCAUUCAUCAUCAAGUUUAAUAAUGACGAAUAUAGCCUGGAGGUAGAUGAAAAAAUCGACUGGUGAAUUAACGAGUGGGGGCUGCGUGACCCUAUAUUGGCUCCAGUGCAAUUGGAAUGAGAGGGAGACAGAGUGAGGUUAUGCGGAGGAUCGGGUUACUCGAUGUCCUCGGAGGCUGAUGAAUUACUCUACAUUGCACCAUUUAUCAGGGGCUCUCAACAUCCAGAGUGAUUUUGAGACUAUCAACGAAAGUAAUAGCCCUGAAGAAAUCCUCUGAAACUUGUCUGAUGUGCACAAAAUAUCGACGAUUGGAGAAUCCUAACGUGAUGUUCCUGUUGGCCGGGUGAUUAUCAUCACUGCAUCAUGGUACCAGUGAGGAAUCCCUCAAAGAGUGACAAUUUCAAAACGGAAGCAUCUACCAACAGGACAUACGUAUCUCCCCCCGCGCAAUCCAAUCCGCCACAUCCACUCCCCAAGUAACUAUCGAAAUGGCGAGAGGAACUUGUCGAUUAACUCAUCUAUUUUGCAUUGUUGUCCUCAACGAGACUUCAUACGUACGAUGAAGGGAAUUUAUGUUUCACUCUAUGAAGAAAUAAAAACAAUACAGUGAUGGCUCAAAAGCGAUAUUAUCUCGGUGCAUUUACGCUAGAGGUGAAAAAUAAAACUGCAAAAUGGAAAAAGGAAGUAAAGGAGAGGACGGAGAGGAUAUAGCCUCAUUGCGUUACGUUGUCUCGAUGUGUGUCGGAAAGAGACAGUCGGAUGAGAGUAGAAGCGGGCGAUUCAACCGAGAGAGGAGAGUCCUCCUAAUUAAUGGCCCACCACUGCAACUGACAUGUUUGCCCUGUGCAACCCCUUGCCCUCUCAGCCACCCUGUUUUCACUAGUAUUCUUUCGGAGAGGGCGAUACAAUUCCACCCAGCUCACCCCCCUCCUGCACCUGGAUCGCCAGAUGCAAUGGCCGAUGCAGUACCCCAUCACCGCCACCAAGGACAGCGCCCAAAGGUGAAGGGGGAGAGAGGAACCCUCAGCCAAGGAGAGAAUCCCCGAAGGAACGCGCCGGUUAAAGUAAGAGUGAUUGAGAGAUCAUCAAAGAUGGUGGUUGACACUGGAACCGUCCGUCUGGUCAUUUUCAUUGGAAUGUUUUUGGUUUUUGCUGGUGAUUACACAACUCUCAUAAACUCUGUUUUCGGGAAUGGAAUGGUAUCGGGAAAUUCAACAUUUGUGGGUCUCCAGGAGGCUAAAGACGGACAUGCAGAGAGGCUGACCAUGAUGACAGGCGUGAGGGAUGACGCCGAAGGUGCAACGAGAAAGGCGAAGCUGAUGGCGACAAUAAAAAAUGCGUGUUUACCAAAAUUAAUUUGCGAAUUAACAUCUUCGCCGUUUCAAGAUCAGCUGAGUGAAAUGGAAAAGUCGCUGUUGAAUUUAAUCAGGGACACAAGUCUAACAACAAUGGCGGAAGUAGCCUCGAGAUAUCAUUUUGCUGCGCAUAUGGGUCAACUAAUCGCCGGAAUCGAGGGUCAAGGCUGUCACAAUUUUUAUCCAACUUGUCCUCUACCUCGUUCCAGUGUACUCAAUAUGAUGAAGAAGAUCAGAUUGCGUUGAAUUAUCAUGAACCCGAAUACGUCGAUCAUUAAAUUCCGACUGUUAUUAUCAAUUUCAAGUGAUUCAGGGGACCAAUAAGGGCGCCUCGAGAAUUACUUGACAUAUCUGUGAUAUCGUGCAAGAUUCAGUUCAAUCGGAAAUCGAAGGAUUGAAGGACCGCAAUGAGGUUCUGUCUCCAUUCUGUUGGCAAAACGUUGCUCGAGGAGACCAGCCUGGCGGUUUCCGCAUGUACGAAAAAUUUUUGUAGAAAAACUACGUCGAUCGAUUUCUAUUUCUGUCCAUUAUAUCGGUGAAAUUAUUCUUUUAGUUUUUAGGUGAUUCUAUAGAGGAAUUUUGAAUUUUGUGCAUUUUUCAAUAAAAAAUUGGAAAUAGGAAGUACUUUAUUAAAAAAUCCAUAUAUUUGUUUCUAGCAAGACAUUCUUUCGAAGAAUUCCUGACAUAAAUUGUCUAAGAUUUGCAUUUUAUUUUCGAAAAAAAAUGAACUAAACACUUCGAGCCAAAGAAUUUCUAUAGAAACUGUUUGAAUACAAUAAAUUAUUUUGAAAAAUCGGCUUCUAUGGAUUUUUUAGUAACAUAUUUCCAUCGCACAUUCCUAUUGGAAUAAGAAACAUAGACAAGAUGCAGAAUUUUCUAAUGCAAACCAUCAGAAUCUCAGGAAAGUCUCCAUAUAAUUCUGAUAAAAUUUUCUAGCGAUUUUGUUAGUCAUUCUAUAAAUUUUGUUCGACCGUGUGAGCAACGCUGUAAAUACUCCAAAAAAUGAGUCGUAGAGCUCCACUUUAUUCUAGACAUCAGAUUAUACUGAUCAGAUGAACUAGAAUAUCCCUAAAUGUAAUUAGUUAAGGGUAAAUAUUAUUUUAUUGAUAAAUUCCAGCAUCCGUUGAUAUUCUUUUCACGAUUAUUAUUCACGACUGCUAAGCUUUUUUGUAUUAUUAGUGUCUAAACACAUGUGUUUUACAUUUGAUAAUAAAUUUCGUUUUGAAAUUUUGUUACUGAA
Messenger RNA from Diachasmimorpha longicaudata, 3439 nucleotides. RefSeq lists its product as uncharacterized. The coding region runs from base 1516 to 2445 and encodes 309 amino acids. The record is from RefSeq and is a predicted model, not a curated record. The transcript is spliced from 8 exons. Lineage: Eukaryota; Metazoa; Arthropoda; Insecta; Hymenoptera; Braconidae.